GCUAAAAAUGCAUUGCGCACAUACAUUGCGAAUGAAGAUGUCGUAAGAGAUGUCCAAUAUGAAUGUGAUGUGGUUGUCCAUCAUAAUCAACCUCUGGAUAAUCUUCGUGUAGAAUAUGCAAUGUACAUUCCUCUAGUAGCCUCGACAGUUGUUAGGCGCGAUGAAGAGGGUCAGGGAGACCGUAAUGUUGAAAGUGAUGUCUUGAUGGCUUUAUUGCUUCGAAACAAGCAACGAGGCAGCAUGACAGCCCAACACUUCAGGGAUCUGUUAAGGCGGAUGAAAGGGAGGUUGCCUGCAUUUAGCAUGAAUCAGAUUAACAUUGAGAAGAUUAUUUUUUUUUGGAAGAAGCAGUACUUCACUCUAAAUUCUAUGUUGAAAACGAGGAUGUUUGCUUGGGACUUGACAAACUUGUGCGUCGUUGAUGGACCGAUUGCUGGAGCGCGUGACUACCUAGUGGCAAACAAGUUUGCUAGAUUUUGGUGCAUUGAACCAUGUCCUUUGUUCAAGAAAAUGAUGGAGGUUUUCGACAACGUGUCCCUAGAAGAGCUGAUUGAAAGUGUGGGCUCCUGUUCGAGUGGUGAUCCAACAGAAGACAUAAAGUUUAUUGAUGCUUCUGAUUAA
This is a messenger RNA of Ilex paraguariensis (yerba mate), 621 nucleotides long. The record is from the annotation of a GenBank genome assembly. NCBI's taxonomy places the organism in Eukaryota, Viridiplantae, Streptophyta, Magnoliopsida, Aquifoliales, Aquifoliaceae.